AUGGCGACCAAGUCCAACUUUAAGCGGGCGGUGCCCCCGACGCAGCAGUCUGUCCUUGCAUCGCUGAAGACCACGCAGUUGGUGCACGAUUCCAAAGCUGUAUUGCCAGCCGAGCUCAUCAAUGCCAUCCUCGACUACCUACCCGUCGCCGACAUGUUCAGCUUCGCGCGCACCUCGAGACGCAUGCGCGAGAUGGUAUACGACGAUACCAGGUGGAUUCAACGACUUCGGAGCAUGGGCUGCUGGAAUGAAGCCGAAGCCAAGCAAAGAUUCGAGGAAUCCAUGCGGAAAAAGCUCGAGGCACAAAAAGCGGAGGAGGCCCGGAGGUCUGGCGUUGCACUCAAUGGCAGCACCAACGGGAUGCCACCAGGGGACGACAUACCUGGCAAGACAAGCAUGACGCUGUUCGAUGCCACCAUAGAGGAGGAUAUGCUGCGGAAGUCUCAAGAACACCGAAGUAGACCCCGCGCUACCACGCUGGACAAGGGCUUCAACGACAUGACAUUGUCACCUUCCGGGACGUUGGCACAAAGCUCGUACGCGGUGGAUCCACAGGCGGCUGUCAAGGUCCUUGCGAAUGUACGCUCGAUUCGAGGCAUGGCGCGGCAGGAGUACGGCAAAGUCUACGGAGCGCUGGCCCCGUUCUACUACGACUUGGAGAGGUCAAGAAGUCAUACAGACCCUAUUCUAUUUCGGACCUACCGCGAUCCCGAGCAACAGGCUCAGAUGCUGGCGCAGCUUAAGAUAUUUGCAAAAAGUGAUUACGCGCAAGGUUGGAGCCAGCGCGAGGAGAAACUAGACACAAUGACUGGCAUCUUCGAGAACGCUGUACUCCGCGAGUUUGAGCAAGGCUAUGCUGAGAAAGACUUUGACGGACGUAUGAAGAGAUUCGCUACCGUCCUCGUCGCUCUAAACGGCGGCGCGGCAUGUUUGGACUCUUUUAUACACAAUCACCCUUUGAUGUUGGAGAAAGAGAAGCUCGGUGACCCUGCAGAUUGCCUACGCAACGAAGUGCUGACACUGGAACCAUCCCACGAGUUUUUCAGAGGAUUGGCCAGUGCGCUCAACGAAGAAGCAGACAUUAUCGAUCGUGUCUUUCCCCCCACUGUCGACGUGCUACAAACCUUCUUUGAGCGCGUUGCGGAUGACGUCAUCGCCGAAUAUCUCACGACUUUGUUCGACGAGGCCCACGAUGUAAGCAUCGAAGCAUAUCUGAAAGCAGUUGCGGGACUCUAUGAGCAAGCACUGCAACUUGCAGUCUCGUUACAUCCUACCAAUGCAUCGAAGCCCGAUUUCCGCGACGAGGCCAUGCGCAUCGUGUCUCGUUGCUUUGAGCAACACAUCGACCUUUACCUACAAGAGGAAUUAGAUUACUUCAAGCGAAAGUCAGCUGCAGAGGUUGACCUGUGGGAGAAGCGUUUGAUGGAAGAAGAGCAGAGCACCGAAACUUUAUACAUGGCCAAUGUCAACAGGAAGGCUGUUAAACAAGACUUUCUAUCAUCCUUCAAGAAGGUGGUCAUGAUGCCUGUCAAUGUACUCCCAGCUAUUGGCGGCUCCAGUGCUAGCAAGCCCAACGAAAGCGCGACUGGCAUGAACGGUACUAAUACUUUGGACCCUACCUCAAGACUCGGCACUCCUCUCUCUGGCGAACGUUCGCCUACACCACGAAUCGAAGCCCCAACCACUGAACUUGCCGCCAAAGCAGCAAUCAUGAACUCGCGUUUAGAGGGCAUCAGGUCGCUGUUUAGCAUCGAAGUGGCGCUGAACCUGACACACAUGGCCAAGUCUGGUUUGGAAAGAGCCGCGCGGUUUGUUAGACUUGGUGGCCAGUCUGGUGAAGAGGCGAAGGAACAGUCUGAGCAGAUCUUCAUCAACCUAGUCCAGAUUCUCGGCAACCGCCAUAUGAAAUUGGGAUUCGACAAGGCUGUCAGUCAUUUGGCUGACUACAAGCCGCGAGAAGUCGCGGAUCAUAGUAAAGAGGGCGUUGCGCCACUGGUAGCCUUUUUGGAGCUGGUCAACGUUGGCGACUUGAUACAACAGAUGGUUGAGGUGUUCUAUCUCCAGGAGCUUGUGGCUGCCAAUCUUACCGACCGCGACGAUUUCCUAAGCCUUGCCGCAAAGGAGAAGAAGCGUUUUGAGGCCAUGUUGGAUGAACGCGUCGCCGCAGGUCUCAACAAAGGUAUCGAUGUGCUGAUGGACGAAGUGGAGUAUCUCUGCGGCACUACACAACAUCCAUCCGACUUCAACCCUCCCGUUGGGCCCAACGGGCAGGUGCAGAUGUCCGACAUUGGACCUAGCCAAACGGCAACGAAGAUUGUCGAAGUCGUCUCGUCGCAUACAAACAUGCUCAUCGGCAGCACGGACAAAAACGUCCUAGAUGUCUUCAACCAGGAAGUUGGCGUGCGCUUGUUCACUGCUCUCUGCAAGCACUUAAAACGUCAGAGGAUCAGUGUGGAUGGCGCCAUCAAACUCAUCAGUGACAUGAAUGCAUACAACGCUUACAUUGUAUCGCUGCGCAACAAGCCCCUUAUGCAGUACUUCGCCGCGCUUCGCGAACUCUCUCAGAUAUAUCUCAUCGACGCAAAGGAAGCGAAAGAGAUUGCUACCAUCAUUGCCGACACAGAUAGAUAUCACGGCAUAUUCCGAGCAGAAGAAGUGUAUGAGUUCGCGGAGAGACGAGCGGAUUGGUAUCAAAUUAAGAGUGCGGUGGAAAAGCAAAUGUAUGGAGUAGGAUGUCUGGUCAUGUGA
Molecule: messenger RNA, 2748 nt
Organism: Alternaria ventricosa
Lineage: Eukaryota; Fungi; Ascomycota; Dothideomycetes; Pleosporales; Pleosporaceae
Exons: 3
Coding region: 1-2748 (915 amino acids)
Biological process (GO): Golgi to plasma membrane transport; exocytosis
Cellular component (GO): cytoplasm; exocyst
Molecular function (GO): protein binding
Source: RefSeq, a predicted model, not a curated record